CCCUUCUUCUCCAUCAACUUCAGUUGCAUAAUUACUCCAUUCUCUUCCUUAAUUUCUUAAAAAGUUUGCAUAAUGGGUCGCCUAGCUUCUUUUGCCACUCUUUCUGCAAUAACAACAUUGUUCCUCUUGUUAUCCACCGUCCCAUGCCAAGCACAGCUCUCUCCCUCGUUUUACGACACCACGUGUCCUAACGCACUCAGUACAAUCCGGACUUCCAUCCGACAAGCUGUGUCCCGUGAGAGGCGAAUGGCAGCCUCCCUCAUACGCCUCCAUUUCCACGAUUGCUUCGUUCAGGGUUGUGAUGCAUCAAUCUUACUCGACGAGACCCCUACUAUCCAAAGUGAGAAGACGGCGUUCCCAAAUGUCAACUCUGCAAGAGGCUAUGAAGUGGUAGAGGCCGCCAAACUUGAGGUUGAGCGUAUAUGCCCCGGAGUUGUUUCCUGCGCGGACAUACUCACCUUAGCAGCACGCGACGCCUCAGUUGCAGUUGGUGGUCCAUCAUGGAGUGUGAAGCUUGGGAGAAGGGACUCUACCACUGCCAGCCGUUCACUCGCAAACAGCGAUCUGCCUGGUCCUUCUUCUAGUCUCGACGCACUUAUUUCUGGCUUUGGAAACAAAGGACUCAGUGCCAGAGACAUGGUUGCCUUAUCUGGAGCACACACAAUAGGUCAAGCUCAAUGCUUCUUGUUCCGCGAUAGGAUAUACAGCAAUGGAACGGACAUCGACGCGGGUUUUGCCAGCACCCGCAGGCGCCAAUGCCCACAGAACAGCGGUGAUGCAAACUUGGCACCACUUGAUUUGGUGACACCCAAUUCAUUCGACAACAAUUACUUCAAGAACUUGAUGCAGAGGAAGGGUCUUCUUCAGUCGGACCAAGUUCUUUUCAGCGGAGGAUCCACAGACAGCAUUGUGUCUGAGUACAGUAGGACUCCACAAACAUUCGCGUCUGAUUUUGCAAACGCCAUGAUCAAAAUGGGAGAGAUUGAACUACUCACCGGUCAAAAUGGGAUCAUCAGAAGGGUUUGCAGUGCAAUCAACUAGUUAACUACAACCUACGUAGUUCUUCCUGUUUGACCAUAUUAGGUCCAUGCCAAACUAUCAGCGAGUUUUAGUGUUUUUUCCAUUAAUUAUUAAUUGUAUAUCCAAUUUCAUGCAUUUUCUCUGUAUUUGUAGCGAUCGUUCUAUCAUAAUAUUAAUAUUUUUCGAAGUUUGGGAUUA
This is a messenger RNA of Sesamum indicum (sesame), 1218 nucleotides long. RefSeq names its product lignin-forming anionic peroxidase. The record is from RefSeq and is a predicted model, not a curated record. Gene Ontology annotation, biological process: response to oxidative stress; hydrogen peroxide catabolic process. Gene Ontology annotation, molecular function: heme binding; peroxidase activity. Lineage: Eukaryota; Viridiplantae; Streptophyta; Magnoliopsida; Lamiales; Pedaliaceae.